CUAUCUUAUGCAGUCACUGCCUGUCUGUGCAAGGGUAGACAUGUGAGCAUGAUAGUGAGACAGGCAUGGAGAGGGUAAAGAUAUCCUCCUGCAGACAGGACCAGGAUAUCCUCAGAGGAUCCUUCUAUAGAGAGAAGGAGUCCCUGAGGGGACCCUAUCCUAAGGAUAAGGACUCCUUGAGAGAAUUCAUUGUGACGGAGCAAGACACGUUAAGAGAUCCGUACUUAAAGGACCAGGAUACAUUGAAAGUGUCAAAGUGCGGGUGUGUACCCCAGAUAAGUUUAGUUUACGAGGAUGUAGGGAAGGGUGUCCCCAGAUGGACCAAGAGAAUACCGUUGUUAGGCCCACUGUGGUGUGUAUCAGGAGCUACAGGAACUAAAGUGAGGAGAAGGGAUAACGCAGUAUACAGGAGCAAUAGUUUCAAGUAUGAAAGAAAAAGCCCAAACAUUGGACUACGGUUAAAAACCUUGGAUAAACCUCAACAACAACUUCAACUACAACAGCAUCAGCUUAACCAACUUAAAGAUGUUAAACUCAGAAAACCAGUUCAACCAGCUCAACCUGAACUUCAACAGGAUCUACGUAUAAACCUGAACUACAGUGAUCCCCAGGAUGCAGCAGAACUAAAUGGAAACUUCAACCAGGGAUUCCAGCAGGACGAGGAGAGUGUACCGCUCACCAAGGUUCGGGUUGGCGGGGAAAUUUACUACUGCAGACCCUACCAACCCUUCCAUACUCAACUCAGAUAUAAUUUCUCAGACCUACUGGAGAGUGGAGUAGACAAUGAAAGUGAAUAUGAAGAGAUGCCGAGUAGUCCAUCUAGGAACAAUAACAGUCGGGAGCAUGAUUGUUCAGCCUGUGUUACCGUCAUCUCUGUUUGUCCUUCACCCGCUAGGGCGGGGCACUGCUCCUCCGCCUCCUGUAAUCAGAAGGUCGUCGUUGAUCCAUCAGUUCCUUGUACAUACAAAGGAAAACCAAACUCUGCUAAACCUAUCUGGACGGAGCCUCCGUACGAAAAUCUAUACUUUCAUAAAGUGACAAUAAACGUACCGGACAAGAACGGAGACGACUCCGGUGAAAAACAAAGAAAUAUUCAGAGAAACCCUCCUCUGAAGAAAAGUAAAGUUCCUUUAAAAUAUCAGGGCAUUAAACGUGUAAAAUCCCGAAACCGGUCGGAGGAUCAGCAUGAGAAAACAGGAUACUCGCAGAAGGAGGUUUGGAAUUGGCUGUAUCUGGAGGAGUCUGGAGAGACAGGAUUGGAACCGUCCCAUCCUUGUGUUGAUCCAAACGGGGCCUGUGUUAAUUCCACAUAUUCAUGUGUAGAUACUUCUUUAACAUGUACGGACCCUUAUAGUGAUUACUACAGUCCUGGUACUACAGAUAAGAGCGUCUCUAUCCAAUUUUCUCCGACGGAGUUUCUCUCCGCAACCACCAGAUUAGCUCACCUGGAUCUAGAGGGAUUCGAGAGAUUUGUCGGAAACACGUUCGACAGAGCGCUGGCCGGAGCCCGGGGAGGAAGAACUAAAUCCUCGGAUUUGAUAGAAUCCUCCUCAGCGGAGGAAUCAAAUUCUCUGGAAGGAUUAGUUGUAUUGGAACCAUCCUCCUUAGAUUCAUCCCCGACCUCACAAUGUGAGCGUGACACGGAUACAUACGUUUGGAGAGAUUCGUGCAGGGUUCGAGCAGUAUGUGAAUCCUGUCUGAAGAGCGGAGUAAGUUCGUGUAGUUCUGCUCUAUCUAGUCUAGAGUCAGGGGGGAGCAGGGAAACCAAUACUAGCAGGGAUACAACUACUAGCAGAGAUAGUGAUCAGGGUAGUGAGAUGAGUAGGAGAGAAACUACUCGGGUUCGGGAGAAAGGGCUGAGUAAGGACGGAAAUAGAGAGAAAGUAUCUUUGCAGUCUCAAGAGCACUACAUUAAAAUGACCGGAAAAACCCGGAGUCAUCUCUCCAAGUUCUCAACCAGUAAUCCUCACUUCUCAUCUAAACCUUAUCAAACCCUGGAGGUUAACGUACAAGAAAAAUGUGGCAGUAUUCCUGGAGGGAUACCAUUAGAGAUAUCAAGAAAUGAUUUAGAACUUGUGGAUCCUUCAAUACAACUACAUCAACAAGAAUGGUAUCACGGAAACGUGAGCAGGACUGAGGCUGAGUCUGCUCUAAGACUUGAACCUCCAGGAUCGUAUCUCGUCAGAAACUGUGAAUCUGCGAAUAAGGAUUAUUCCCUUUCCCUCAAGAGCAGGCAUGGGUUUAUGCAUAUGCGUAUACAGCAGACGAAUGGAAACCAAUAUAUCCUAGGACAGUUUAGUCGUCCCUUCACUAGUAUACCACAUAUGAUUAACUACUACACCAUCAAUCGUCUUCCCAUCAAAGGAGCCGAGCAUGUUAGUCUCAAGAAACCUUUAUGUGAGCAACUACUAUGAUAGAAGACUUUCUCCAGUAGCUGCGGGACUGCUCAAAAAACUGAUUCUAUUAAGCCUGAAAAAAAGCUUCUGAUCAGCUGUUUAAAAGGAGCAGUUGAGUGAGACUGCUCUAAAAUGUAAUCUGUAAUGAAGCUUUGAGGAGAGUUAUUCCCAGGAACCUGAAUACUUAAAGAACCUUUUAAACUUGCAGUGGUCGGUUCAUAAAUUAGAAAUAUUACCCGUCAUUCUCAAAUAGUAUUCUGGGUUGAGGAAGACCAGGUUUCAAAACAAUUUACAAAAGUUCCGUGAGUGGAAUAUAUAUAGUGAGAACUAGUAUAGUACUGUGAGAUGAUACUGGCUGAUGAAUUUUAUAUUUACUCCUAGUCAUGUAGACAAGUCAUUUUCUGGCAGUUGAAACCAACCCGCUCCUACAUCAUCCAUACCCAUCUCUUAUACUCAUCCAUACCCAUCUCCUAUACUCAUCCAUACCCAUCCACUGUACUCAUUCAUACCCAUAUCCUAUACUCAUCCAUACCCAUCUCUUAUACUCAUCCAUACCCAUCUCCUAUACUUAUCCAUACCCAUCUCCUAUACUCAUCCAUACCCAUCUCCUAUACUGAUCCAUACCCAUCUUCUAUACUCAUCCAUACCCAUAUCCUAUACUCAUCCAUACCCAUCUUCUAUACUCAUCCAUACCCAUCUCCUAUACUGAUCCAUACCCAUCUUCUAUACUCAUCCAUACCCAUAUCCUAUACUCAUCCAGACCCAUAUCCUAUACUUAUCCAUACCCAUAUCCUAUACUCAUCCAUAUCCAUCUUCUAUACUCAUCCAUACCCAUUUCCUAUACUGAUCCAUACCCAUCUUCUAUACUAAUCUAAACCCAUAUCCUAUACUUAUCCAGACCCAUAUCCUAUACUUAUCCAUACCCAUCUCAUAUACUGAUCCAUACCCAUCUCAUAUACCCUUCUUCUUUACUCAUCAUUACUUCCAUUUUCAUCAUACAUUCCACCCUAUACCUAACCUAGUCCUUAUUCCUCCCAAAUUCAAGAUAUUUCAUCCUGGCAAAGAAUAAACUCUACUCGUGCAUUUUCUGCCAAUAAUCUAACCGUGCCCAGUUUCCAAUACACAUGUGCCAUUAUAUAUACAGAGGUUGUCAACGUAAUUUAUUUUGACUUUUUCAUGAUUAAACUGAUAAAAAACGUUUUACAAGUGAACAAACAAACAAACAAAACUUGUAUGAUCUUUCUCAAAAUAACGUUUGAAUUAUUUUACUAUCCCUCUUCAUCAAUUUAGAGUCAUUAAAAAUUAUGCUGAGAAUACUUUUAAGGUUCAAAUAUCGAGGAAGAAUCGGCCCCUUUUGAGACAUACAAAAUUUUCACAUUUUUUCGAUGGAUUAGAUUUAUACUUUCAAUAUUUUAAAUUAAAUCUAGUUCUAAUUUAUAUAGUUUUGACUCCGUUCCUGUAUUAACAGGUAGAAUUGAAUGAAGGUGGAGAAAGAUAAACCUUGCUCCGGGGUUAUAAAGACCCUAAAAUUUAAAAAUUAAAUCUUCUCACAUCUGACCAUCAUCUGUCCCAGCCUUCACUCAACAAAUUGAAUAAAAUACAAUUAGUUUCUAUCUCAGGGAUUCAUGUCUCGAUAUUUGAAUCCUUUCAACAUAGUUUAAACAGAUAGGACGAGAACAGCUCUAUAGUUCUUUCACAUUCACCAACCCAUACUAGGGAAAUAUUUAGGAAAGCAAUUUAGUCUUUGCCACAAACUAAAAAUUUUUUAAUCUUUAUAUCUUUUCAACCUGAUAUUAGAUUAUUUGAUUUUACAGAAUUCAUAUUUUCAAAUAUCCAAGGUCUUCGACAUUAAAAUUUGUGGCAACGACCUAAUCUCUUUGCGUAUAAAUCUUUAGAAUUUGAACCAGUACAGUAACAUGUAAAUCGUCCGAUCUGUUUAAUCUAUGUGCCUUUCACCCCCGAACGGGAAUUUAAUAAUUCAUAAAUGACGCCAUAAAUAUUUAUUAAUUCCUGUUCGUAUUUGUACCUGAAUCUCUGUGAUAAAAUCUCGACAUAAAGAGUUUCCUUUUCUUUGUGUGUUGAUCAUGAUAUAUGCUUAGAAUUUGCAUCAUGUGUGCAAAUAUUUGUAUCUGUCAUUUUAUGCAUAAUGAGUAGAAUUUGCAAUAUUUUCCAGAUUAAAACAGUGUAAUUGAUCAAAUUAAGCGCAAAGAACUUCGAACCCAAUAAUAAAAACAAUAUUUGCUAAAAAUUAAGAGAUUGGUUUUUGUAACAAAAUGUCUUUUUUUUACAAAGAAAAGACACACAACAAAUAUGUUUAUCCAAUCAGCAUGUCUGAUUUUUCCUACUACAUUUAAAACAUAUUUUCAAAACGUUUAUUUCUCGGUAGUUUAAUGAUAAUGUGAACUGUAAAUCUGCAUUAGGUUUACUUCAUAUUUCUGUCAGUUAGUUUACGAUAUUUAUAUUAAAUAUAAUU
This is a messenger RNA of Eurytemora carolleeae, 4869 nucleotides long. RefSeq lists its product as uncharacterized. NCBI's taxonomy places the organism in Eukaryota, Metazoa, Arthropoda, Copepoda, Calanoida, Temoridae. The transcript is spliced from 11 exons. The record is from RefSeq and is a predicted model, not a curated record. Gene Ontology annotation, molecular function: phosphotyrosine residue binding. The coding region runs from base 66 to 2414 and encodes 782 amino acids.